Mollisia scopiformis is the source of this 1440-nucleotide messenger RNA. Its product is annotated as HCP-like protein. The record is from RefSeq and is a predicted model, not a curated record. NCBI's taxonomy places the organism in Eukaryota, Fungi, Ascomycota, Leotiomycetes, Helotiales, Mollisiaceae. The coding region runs from base 106 to 1278 and encodes 390 amino acids. Gene Ontology annotation, molecular function: protein binding. The transcript has 2 exons.
CCAAGAUACGGUUUUGGAGGCAUUGAGUUCAUUGAUAUUGUCGAAUCCCUUGUGUUGAACUCCUUUGCUUCCAAUAUUCCUUGACAGCUGAAUCAAGAACCAAUAAUGUCCCGAUUUGAGUCUCGUGCCUCGGCCUACAUUGGGAUUCUUCUACCUACAUGUAGAAAUACGAUACGACAAGCAAGAUGCUUUCACCCAACUUCUAUCCCAAAGGCCCGACCAAUUGCUAGAGCAUCGCCGAAAACCAGAGCCAGAUUGCAGCAACAAGAAGGCUCGAUCAGAGUGAGGCAAGCACCAAACAUUGAAGACUCUCUACCACCAGUUGUCCUUCUCAAUUCGGCAAGAAAAUCCGGUCUUCUUCAAAUAGAGCCUGAAAAAGCCCUCGAUUUUCUUCGUCAAUACCAACAGCUAGCUGUAAACCCAGUUGGCUCAUGGGAGCAAACAUUAUGUAAUCAACAUAACAUCGACCCUGCUACUGUCGCUACCCUUGCUGGGAUUCUGAGAAGAAGCCAUGAUAAGGCACAGCAGGUGUUAGCCAAAAAGAUUAUGCUGACGGCUUCCGCUCUGGGAGACAAAUCGGCGACUCUGGAGAUCAUAUCAGCUGCCCUCCGUUUAGGUAAAUUACAUGAUUAUCCCGCGCCUCUUCGACAACUUGGUAUCCUUGCAAAGAAAGAGAAUGAUCUGCCAGCCUUAACCUUUCUCGGCAAAGUACACAAUGCCCAUGGUGAUAAGAGAGGAGCAUUGGAAUGCUUUCGAAAAGCUACCAGACCUCCAACUGGCAAUCUCGAAUUCUAUGGAGCUGGAGAUGCUCUCGUGUCUGAGGGGCUGAUUCUCUUGGAAUUGAAAGACAAGGAUGGUGCAGAGACUGCAUUUGAGAAAGCCGCUUUGGAACUUGAUGACCCGGCAGCUUAUUUCUAUCUUUCAAAACUCCAAGAGCCAGGUUCUCCUCAAGAGCAAAUCUAUCUCCUCAAGGCAGCUUCAUCAGGUAUCACAGAGGCGUGGCAUAAUCUUGGAGCACUAGAAAUGGCAAAACGAAAGGAUACAAUAACGAAGCCGAGCAAAGUGGAAGACUUCGGAAUGGCGUACGAUUGGUUUCAAGUCGCUGCUACAGAGGGAUUUGGACUAAGUAUGCUGAACUUAGCGUUGAUGUACAAGUCCGUGGGAAAUGUUGAAGAAGGAAUGACAUGGUUGGAGAAAGCUGAAGAGAACGCGGAUGUUCGAGACCAAGCAAGAGCGAUAAAAGCAGACUUUCGAAACAGCAAUGUGGGCGCCAUAUGAUACCGGGCAAAGGCCAGCAUUUGGAUAUUUCGGCUGAUUCAUCCGCGGCUCAUGCACUGUUGCACAUGGUCGGCCUUUUAUUCUGUCAAGAAGACGGACAUGAGUCGUUAAGACUCUCUAUUUUCUCGAGCUCUACGGGUCAAGGGCUUUGGCAUUGAUCGU